AUACGAAUAAAGUAAUAAAGAAUACAUGUUUGCGCAAAAAAUUGUCCCGUCACGACCACCGUAGUCCAUUCUGACGACACACUUGUGCACCUCGGAGUCAAACAUGGCUGGGAAAGGAGGAAAACAACAGAGUCGUUCAGGCUCCGGCAUUUCGGGUAGGAAAGGUGCCGGGGAGCAGGAGGAGGAGGAGCAGCCGCUGCAGGCCGUCCUAGUCGCUGACAGCUUUAACCGAAAGUUUUUCCCGGUGACUAAGGACCAGCCACGGGCUUUGCUCCCGCUGGGCAAUGCUGCCAUGAUCGAUUACACUCUGGAGUUCCUCACGUCCACCGGAGUGCAGGAAACAUUUGUCUUCUGCUGCUGGAUGGCCAGUAAAAUCAAGGCGCAUUUGUUGAACUCAAAGUGGUGUCGACCCAGUUCUCCAAACACGGUCCACAUCAUCACCUCAGAACUGUACCGCUCCCUCGGAGACGUGCUCAGGGAUGUCGAUGCAAAGUCUCUUGUGCGAUCUGACUUUGUGUUGGUUUAUGGAGAUGUCAUAUCAAACAUUGAUGUCAGUCAGGCUCUGCAGGAGCACAGGCACCGGCGAAAGAUGGAGAAGAAUAUCUCCGUGAUGACCAUGAUCUUUAAGGAUUCAUCUCCAGGUCACAGGUCACGCUGUGAGGAAGAUGAUGUUGUUGUAGCUGUGGACAGUAAGAGUCAGCAGAUUUUACACUACCAGAAGACACAAGGGCUGAAGAAGCUGCAGUUUCCCAUGAACAUUUUUCACAGCAGUAGUGAUGAGUUUGAAAUCAGACAUGACCUUCUGGACUGCCACAUCAGUAUCUGCUCUCCACAGGUCGCCGAGCUCUUCACAGAUAACUUUGAUUACCAAACUAGGGAUGAUUUUGUCAGAGGGCUAUUGGUCAAUGAAGAGAUACUUGGUAAUCAGAUCCACAUACACGCCACUCACGAUGGCUACGGUGUUCGCGUGUCCAACUUACUCAUGUACGAUUCUGUGUCGUCUGACUUUGUGCGGCGAUGGUUCUACCCCAUCACGCCCGAGUCCAACUUCACGGAUCAGGAGGGCCGCAGCUGCACGUACUCUCGCCACAAUGUGUACCGCGGGUCCGGAGUCAGCCUGGGCCACGGCAGCCAGAUGAAGGAGAACGUUCUCAUUGGCUGCGACACUAGCAUUGGCGCCAACUGCUGUCUCUCAAACAGCGUCAUUGGGGACAACUGCACCAUAGGCGACAACGUAGUCCUGGACCACGCCUACAUCUGGAAUAAUGUUCACAUUGCCAGUAACGUUGAGAUCAGGCAGUCUGUGGUCUGUGACAAGGCUGAGGUCAAAGAGGGCGUGACCCUAAACAAACAAUGUGUCUUGGCUUAUAAUGUGGUGAUAGGACCAAACGUGUGUCUGUCUGAAGGAACCGUUGUGUCCAUGCAUCAUCCCGAGGAGGAGCAGGAGGAAGAUGCUGACGAGUUCCUCAGUGAUGAUGCUGAAGUUGGACACAGUAAAGACAAAACCAAGCAGAAAGUUUUCAACCCAGCUGAGGUUGGAGCAGAAGGGAGAGGUUACAUCUGGAAGGCCAGCAGCCUGGAUGACACAGAGGACGAGGAGCUGUCUCAGUGUCUCUGGGGUUUGGUGUUGAACCCGGAUCCGGAGAGCGACAGUGAGGACGGUGAGCCGGAUGGCCCGGAUGAUCCGGUGAGCCUGUCUCCUGAGAUGGACGACGUCAAAGUCUUCCAGAUGGAGGUGAUCGGGACCUUGCAGAGAGGCUUGGAGGAGAACAUCAGCUGUGACAAUCUUGUGCUUGAAAUAAAUUCUCUGAAGUAUGCCUACAACAUCACUCUGAAGGAGGUGAUGCAGAUUUUAACCCGGGUGGUGCUGGAGUACCCGUUCCAGCAGCAGGAUGCACAUCUGAGCGCCUCACAAUAUGUUUCUCUGCUCCUGCCGUUAUUGAAGAAGUGGGCUCCAGUCUUUAAGAACUAUGUGAAGAGAGCACAGGACCACCUGGACUGCCUGGGUGCCUUUGAGGAACAUUUCCUGGAGCAGGAGGGCCACUGGGCUGCGAUGGUGAAGGUUUUAAUGAACAUGUACCAGCUGGAGAUCCUGGAGGAGGAGAUGAUUCUGCGGUGGUUCUCUCAGGGAGCCACAACAGAUCAAAGCAGGCAGCUCCGCAAGAACCAGGGGCUCCAGAAGUUCAUCCAGUGGUUGGAAGAAGCAGAGGAGUCAUCUGAAGAGGAUGGACAAUAACGAGAAGUGUUUCUUCGUGAUGGACAGUUAAAGCUAUACAUCUUUUAUAAUAAACUCCUGUGUGGCUUAAAGGGAUCAGCGUUGUUUUACAGCUGCAGGUUUCUCACAUCAGGAUCUGUUUUACAGAUGAAGCAAACAUUCAUCUGCACCUCAUUUCUCUGGCCUCUGAAUGUGUUCUAAAAUAAACCCGUUGGACUGAA
This is a messenger RNA of Nothobranchius furzeri (turquoise killifish), 2436 nucleotides long. It is a transcript of the gene eif2b5, whose product is annotated as eukaryotic translation initiation factor 2B, subunit 5 epsilon. Gene Ontology annotation, molecular function: translation initiation factor binding; guanyl-nucleotide exchange factor activity; translation initiation factor activity. Gene Ontology annotation, cellular component: eukaryotic translation initiation factor 2B complex. The record is from RefSeq and is a predicted model, not a curated record. NCBI's taxonomy places the organism in Eukaryota, Metazoa, Chordata, Actinopteri, Cyprinodontiformes, Nothobranchiidae.